This is a messenger RNA of Trichomonas vaginalis G3, 1686 nucleotides long. RefSeq lists its product as uncharacterized. The record is from RefSeq and is a predicted model, not a curated record. Lineage: Eukaryota; Parabasalia; Trichomonadida; Trichomonadidae. The transcript has a single exon. Bases 1 to 1686 code for a protein of 561 amino acids.
AUGAGUGCUUUCCCACAGUUUAUAUCUUCUGUAACAUGUCACAAGAUACUUGGACCAGAUGAUUUAAUCAGGGAUGGUUACGAAAAUUUUCGAACAGGGAAAGCUGGCUUUUCUUCGGGACAAUUGUUAUUAAAACUUUCUUCUAUGAAAAACUUGUUUCCAAGGAUCUUAGAACGAUUACCAGAAACAACUAAAGAAGGACAACGUGAUAUUGAAACAUGUUUUUCGCGAAUUAUGAUUUUAAAUCAAUCGUUAUUUUACUAUAUUGAACUAUUCGACAGCUGUGCACCAAAAUCUGCUCAGUGCAGAACAUUAUUAGCCCAACUUUACAGUCCUCUGCAAGAAAUACAAAAACACAUUCCAUAUCUAGCGAUUGCAACAGCACCUACAAUGGAGAGGUACUUAGAUACAAUAAAGAAAGCUAUCGAGACAUCUCAAGCAUGCUUCGAACAAAUCCUUGUCAAUGUUUUAAAAUUUGAUAUCGCAUUAAGCAAAAAAUCGAAGCCAUUACCAGUAAUACAAAGACAAUAUGCAGUUCUUGUAUCAAAUGCAUUACAAAACCUAGGACUAUUUGAGACAAAUGCCUUAUUUGCCGCAUCAUUUUACAAAAUUUCUCAAGAUGAGGAAAAAUCGAAGAAUAUUACUAAGAUUUGUACAAUGAUUUCUUCAUAUAUCAAGACAAUAUACGAGAAUAACAGAUUUGAAUCAGUUUUCAUGACAGAUAAAUUGAAUUUUAUUAUUUCUCAAUUUCCAUUCAUUUCUAGAGUCAUUGGCGAAAUUAAAGAUCUUAUGCCCAUCAAAGACUUUACGAGUUUAACUGUUUCAGCCAUAAACACGCGAAGAUCUAUAAAUGAAUUAAUAUCCAAACUUGAAUUACAAACAAUAACAAAUGUAAUCAAAAGUGUUGCCAAUGUAUAUCUAGAAAAUGAGCCAACGCAAGGCUUAAUCCAAAUGAUGAAGUCAUUAUUGAAUAUAAUUUCUGAAAAAUACCAAGAAGGACUUCAAAACGGAAUUGAUAAGACAGAAAUUUCUUCUUACAAAGUGGUUUUGACCCUUUUAUCUUCUGAUCUCAAAUCAAAAGACGAAAUUUGUUUGGUUUUGCUGUUGGCGGUUAGAUUUACAAUUUUAAACUUCCCUAAUUUCAGUUUGAAAGAAAAUUUGUUACUAACCGUUUCUGACAAAACUGUUUUAAUCGUCAAAAUAAUUUACAAAGAGUUUAUUUCUUUGUUGAAUGAAUUACGAGUAAUUAUUGACCAAAACGUUGAAAAUCUCAAUGAAAAUGAUUUAAAUCAAUUAAAUUAUUUUCUGAAGAUUACAAAAAAACCGCCGAAAUUUGACACCGAAUCAGAUGAUUUUUUAUUGAGGCAACAAUCGAUAUUUGAUGCUUUCACAUGUGUGUUAUCUCCUCUUAUGAAAUUAAUCAAUAAAACACAAAAUGAAACAUCCAAAAAUAAUUUGUCAGAUUUUUAUAAAAAAGUGACAAAUUUACAAAGGAAUUUUUCGAUGUUUUUGAAUUCUUAUUACAUGUGUUUUGCUGAUCUAGUAAGAAUAAGAAGUGAAGAUUGUUUAUUUACAUUGUUUUAUCCUCUCCAAAAUUUGACACCCAAAAAUAACGUAUUUUUCAAUUCUUGUCAGAAUUUUACAAAUAUUUACAAUUUAUUUUGUCAAAAACACCAAAAAUUUUGA